Kwoniella botswanensis is the source of this 2313-nucleotide messenger RNA. RefSeq lists its product as uncharacterized. The record is from RefSeq and is a predicted model, not a curated record. Gene Ontology annotation, molecular function: protein tyrosine phosphatase activity. Gene Ontology annotation, biological process: G2/M transition of mitotic cell cycle; protein dephosphorylation; positive regulation of G2/MI transition of meiotic cell cycle. Lineage: Eukaryota; Fungi; Basidiomycota; Tremellomycetes; Tremellales; Cryptococcaceae. The transcript has 2 exons. Gene Ontology annotation, cellular component: nucleus; cytoplasm. The coding region runs from base 1 to 2313 and encodes 770 amino acids.
AUGGACAGCUUCUCCUCGUCACCGUUAAACGAGUCCUUCCCCUCAUCCCGCUUCCCAUCACCUAUACCGUCUCCCACCCAGACGGAAACCGACUUACCUAUCGAGGUUGACCAAUCGUUCAACUCCUCCCUGUCGUUCGGCGAGACCUCGCCAUGCUUCUCGCCUACUCCCAUCAUGCCAAAAAAGGGUGCGGUAUCUCCCUCGUUCUCGCAGAAUUCCACUGGGUUCCUAUCGCCUUCACCCGUCUUCUCGCUUAGACCUCGUCGGCCAGAUCCAGUACCAUUACAGCGCUUGACUGUCCCUUCUCCUUCUAAAUCAUCGAACAUGGACCUUGAUGAUACUAUCAAGCCUCUCUCUGCUCGACCACUGGGACAGGGAAGAACGUUCGGAAGGGAAUUAUCGGCAAACAUCAUGCAGCGAUCAGCAGGACCAGCCACUACCAAAGCCAACAAGGGGAUGAUGUUACCGCCAAAUCUGCCUGAGGGAAGGAACGUCAUACGGCCUAGAGGAGGACUACCAAUGCAGUGGACAUCAUCAAAUGAAGAGACUGGUAGACCUAGAUUAGGAAUGCAAGCUCAUAUCUUCAGACGAGAGACCGACCCAGUCAUGUCAUUAUCCCCUUGUUCAGUAGCCUCGACCUCUGUCAGCGACGAUUUUGGCAUGGAUAUUGAUUCACCGGCAGUCAAGUCCCGCCGACCAUCUUCUCAGCAAUCACCUUCUUUCAGUGGUGCAGCUUCGUUCUCCGGGUCACCCGGACUUGGUUCUUUCUUCUGCGAAUCACCUGCAGCGCCAUCAGCCCAAGCUCCAGCCAAACGACGCUCUCUCGUCACUGGAUCUCCAGCUUCACCAUCAUCUGGCUCCCCAUCCGCCAAACGUACUUCACUCGGUUUGGGCAUCGGUCGACCUGGCCUUGAAAAGACUGCUUCCUCCGGUGCAAUGUUGUUUGGCGGUGGUCGGUCCAGCACUGUAGCAGCUCGACGCAACCCUUCUUUCAAACGACCUACCCUUGGCCCUCUCAGUGCUGGUUCUUCCGGCGACAAUGGCCUCCGAACUGCAUCUGCUACUUCUGCUUUCCCUAUUCUCUACGCUCCUCCAAAGAACACUCUCGGCGGUACUCAAUCUGGUACGUUCCCUCGAGCGGCCAUGGCACCAAUGAGAAGAGCUUUCUCCGUGUGCGAUCAAAACAAGAUGCACGAGAUGGAAGAGGAUGAGAGUGAAUACGAAGCUUCACCUUCAAUGGCUGGUACUCAAGCGGAAUACAUGCGAAGAUACGGUCCUCGAGCUAUUCCUCGAGUUGACGGUUCCCCUGGGUUCAAGCCAGUUCGAGCAUCCAUUGCCACUUCUGGUCAAGGCGUGGCCAGCCCUAUUGGUAAUAAAGGGAAACAAAAGGUUAGCCCAUACGGGCCUGGUGGAUUACCUGGUUUCGGAGAUAAUGAGAUGGACGGGAAGAUUUUACCUUGUCACAAGGUCAAAGAGGAUGGAUUGGUUCGAAUCACCCCCAACACCCUUCAAGAACUUCUGGCUGGGAAAUACCACUCAAGAGUCAAACGAUAUCAUAUUAUCGAUUGUCGAUUUGAUUACGAGUACGAAGGUGGACAUAUCGAAGGAGCCAUCAACGUCAAAUCGAUGGAUGCUCUCGAUCAACUGCUACUAUCGGAAUCGAAAGGUGUUCAUGCCAAUGGUAACGCAUUGCCUGUACCCAGUAGAAGUGGUGAAUUAGAAGAAGGAGAGCAAGUAGUGCUCGUCUUCCAUUGCGAAUUUAGCGCCAAAAGGGCACCGACUUUCGCGAAACAUCUCCGAUCAAGAGAUCGUCUAAUCAACAAUGCCCUGUAUCCCAAGAUCUUCUAUCCGGAGGUAUACAUAUUGGAAGGAGGAUAUUGUGGAUUCUACCAGAGUCAACCUGAUCGAUGUAAUGGUGGAUACACUCCAAUGGAUGAUCCUAAACAUCUCGAAAGGCGUAAUUCCGAUCUACACGAUUUCAGGAAAUUCAGCAGAACGAGAUCUUUCACAUAUGGUGAACAACCCACUGUCCCUUCUCGUGCGGCUCCACCAUGCCCACCACUGGCUUUCGCCGCUGCCUCUGCUGCUACGGCUAGAAGACAGGGUAUGACGAUCACAGAAGAAGAUCACGAACAUGAUUCUUCACCUUUGGGAGGUAACGGUUCUAACAGCUCUGGUAACGAAAAUUCACCUUGUCCUAGAGCGGUAUCGAUGGGUCAACCUCCUAUCUUCGGAUCUGCCAAAACUCGAGUAUUAGGUAGAGUAGGUUUCAACAGAGUAGCCUCAUAUGCCGGUACUGGGAUGAGACAGUGA